Molecule: messenger RNA, 1143 nt
Organism: Acanthisitta chloris (rifleman)
Lineage: Eukaryota; Metazoa; Chordata; Aves; Passeriformes; Acanthisittidae
Gene: TMEM79
Product: transmembrane protein 79
Exons: 3
Coding region: 1-1143 (380 amino acids)
Biological process (GO): regulated exocytosis
Cellular component (GO): trans-Golgi network membrane; lysosomal membrane
Source: RefSeq, a predicted model, not a curated record
AUGGCUGCCCCCGAUCCCGUGCUGCCCCCCGAGGAGGUGGCCUUGCUGGAGCUGGGCAAGGUGGUCCUGGACAAGGUGCCACCAGCCCCAGCUGAACCCCCGGAGGACCCUGAUGCCACCCUGCCGUGGGACCAGUGCCAGCACAGCACCCGUGGGCAGCCCGAGCCCGUGGAGCCCAAGAGACGCUCCAGCCCUGAGGGGGGACGCGAGGACCCCGAGGAAGCUGUUCCCCCCUGCCCCCCGGCUGAGGCUGAGGAUGAGGAAGGCCCUGGGCUGCCCGUGAUGGCAGCCCAUGUCUUCGUGCCCAUCGACCCCCAGUGCAUCGAGCAGAGCCCCUGCAAGCAGAAGCAGCAGCACUCCACGCCGUGGCCCCGGGAGGAGGGCAGGGAGGGUCAUGUCCUUCCCAGGGACAGACCCAGCAGCCUCCACCACAAGCAGGUUCUCCUCCCCAUGGUGCCCUCCCGCUACAGAGACCCUCUGGGCUUUGAGGGGCACAUGGCCAAGGCCCUGGAAGAGAGGUCACAGUUCCCCUGCGCCAGGGACUGUGGCACUGACAACCUCAAGGCCAUGGCCUCGGUGGCAGGAGCUCUGCUGCUCUGCCCCUGCCUCAUCUACGGGGCCUACAUCUUCCUGCCCUUCGAUGCCCCUUUGCUGCCCACCGUCAGCGCCCGCCUGGUCUACACCCUGCGCUGCGCCGCCUUCGCCACCUUCCCCGUCGUGCUGGGGAUGAUUGUCAGCGGCAUCUCCCGGCUCUGCUCCUCCGCCCUGGAGCCCUUUGGGGAGCUGCAGAGGGAGGUGGAGAUCCAUCGCACCUAUGUCUCCCAGUCCAUCCACCUCUUCAUCCUCUACUUCUUCAACAUGGCUGUGUUGGUCACUUACCUCCCUCAGGAGCUGCUCAAGCUCAUUCCACUGCUCACAGGGCUCUUCGCCAUCUCCCGGUUGAUUUUCUGGCUGUCCUAUGCCAUGGGACGCUCCUUCCGUGCCUUUGGCUUCUGCAUGACCUUCCUGCCCCUCCUGGCCAUGCUGCUGUGGAACCUGUAUGGCAUGUUUGUGCUGGAGCCUGAGAACCUCCUCGCCGUGGCGGCGGCAAAGCCCGAGGGACACACCAGGGAGAGCGGAGCCAAGCUCCGGCACUGGGGGUGA